Portunus trituberculatus (swimming crab) is the source of this 1193-nucleotide messenger RNA. RefSeq lists its product as uncharacterized. The transcript is spliced from 5 exons. The coding region runs from base 7 to 390 and encodes 127 amino acids. The record is from RefSeq and is a predicted model, not a curated record. Lineage: Eukaryota; Metazoa; Arthropoda; Malacostraca; Decapoda; Portunidae.
GAUGUGAUGGUGACGAUGAUGAUGGUGAAUAAUGGUGAAAAAUACUGUAAUGUGAUAAAAGAUAAGAACACCACCACCACCACCACCACCAACAUGUCUCCCUCACAGCCUCGCUCCAUCGCCUUCUCCAUGCAGGUCUUCAAGCGGUACCCGGAGGUCAUUCCUCUGGUGACCAUCAUUGGGGGAGCCAUGGUGGGCAUGUGUGUGUGGAGUGGAUAUGCCCUGGUCACCAAGACUGAUGUCCAGGUGAAGCGCAGUGGACUUAACCGCUGGGACCAGAUUGAUCUCAACCGACCCCAAAAGCUGCUGACAUACAACCAGAAGUACAGCGAGGAGCCCACCAUCACGGCCCUCAAGCAGGAGAUCGCCGAGGCCUACAAGGGAAAGUAAAGGCGACUCCUGGACACACACUAACAGCUUCCGAUGAGUGAUUUGACCCUCCACCACCGCCACUACCAUCAGUACAACCAACACCAGCACCACCACAACCAUGAUGAACGCAACGCCUCCAGACAUACAGAUAUUUCAAUGACCCCAAAAUGACAUGCUGCACGAAGGAAAUAUUGAAGUUAAAUCAUAUACAGCCAAUAACAAAACGAGUUAAAUGCAUAGCUAGAUUAAUGGUAAUGGUAAUAGCAGAUACUAAACCUAAAGAAAACCUAGAACUUAAAUAAUCAUUCUAGUAACCACUCUGAGACAUCCUUUCUUGUUCUACAGCCACCACCACACUUCCACAGACGCAGAUAUUAUUUUAGUGACCUCACAAUCACAUACUGCACGAAGUAAAUAUCAAAGUCAAACUGUAUACAACCAAAAACAAAAGGAGUUAAACGCAUAGGUGUACAUUUGUGGUAAAACAGUGAAAGCAUAAAACUAAACCUAUAAAAAAAAGGAAAUAUAACGGAACAUAUAAACAACCAUUUUGAUAUUUGUCUUAUAUUUCCAUUGAUUACUAGCCAUUCUACACCCUCCUACAAACACCGUACUGGAUAGAAAAUGCGCAUUGUGUUAUUCUUGUUCUCUACACUUGUUGCAGAUGCUUUAUAAAGAUUCCAUACAUAAUUGUGAGUUGCCGUCCAUCGUAUCGAAAGGGCUAGACCAAUAAAUGCAGUAAAGAACCAUUACGAGAAUCACAUCAAGCGAAAAAUACGAAAAAUGAAAAUGAUGCAGUAAAAAAAAAAAAAAAAAAAAAA